GGAGAGAUCCGUGUCUGUGUUUUUUUUUCCUUCCCCCACCAAAAUAUUGAGAGUUAAGAGGCCGCUGCUGCGUGCAGCGGAGAUCAGAAAGCGAGCGGUGCCAGUCGGAGGCUGAGCUGUUCCUGCUGCUGUUCCUGCCGCCGCCGCUCCACAACGACCGCCUCACUGCGGCGCUACAUCCUGGACUGGAUUUUAUCGAUUCCUCCUCGCGUUGCUCGCGUGGGUUUCUUUGGUCGACACGACCCGAGACAGCCCGCCUGCCUGCUUGAAAAAGACCCCAAGAAACCGACUCAUCUUUUUUUCUACUCGCGUUAACCUCUUUUCCUAAUAAAAGAUUGGCGUGUGGAUAUUUUUCCCCCCUUCUCUCCCCCUCCCUUAAGGACAUCUAUCCGUUUCCCUGGGAUUCUCUGACGGACUUGCAAGUUUCCUUUCCAUCCGAAAGGGUCGGCAGAGGAGGAGAAGAAGAAGGAGAGACGGGGGGUGGGGGGACCCGGCUUUUGCCAGCGAGGCUUUUCCCUCCGAUCCGAACGGGGAAGGAGCUACGCCGCCGGCCCCUCUUCAGUUGGCCCGCCGCAGCAAGCCGGCUUGACCGAAGAAGCUUUUGCUUCGUGAUCGUUGUGGGUUGUUGUCGUCGGGGUUUUUAUUUUCCUCCCCGCCUUCCGUGGUAUCGCUUGGGAAGAUGUUACUCUCCAAAUUUGGGUCCCUGGCUCAUCUUUGCAACCCGACCAGCAUGGAUCACUUGCCGGUGAAGAUCCUCCAGCCAGUGAAAGUGGAAAAGGAGCCGUUCGAUAAAAUCUAUCAAGUGGGCUCAGUCCUCGGCAGCGGGGGAUUUGGCACCGUCUAUGCUGGGAACAGGAUUGCAGAUGGCUUGCCGGUCGCUGUAAAGCAUGUCGUGAAGGAGCGAGUAACCGAAUGGGGAACAAUUGGUGGAGUAAUGGUGCCCUUGGAAAUAGUCCUGCUGAAGAAAGUGGGUUCGGGCUUCCGAGGGGUAAUUAAGCUGCUCGACUGGUACGAGAGGCCUGAUGGCUACCUGAUCAUCAUGGAACGGCCAGACCUGGUGAAGGAUCUCUUUGACUUCAUUACGGAGAAGGGGGCGCUGGAUGAGGACACCGCACGGGGCUUCUUCCAUCAAGUCCUGGAAGCAGUGCGCCACUGUUACAGCUGCGGGGUGGUACACAGAGACAUCAAGGACGAGAAUCUUCUAGUGGAUCUCAGGACAGGAGAACUGAAGCUGAUCGAUUUUGGGUCUGGAGCCAUCCUCAAGGACACAGUCUACACUGACUUUGAUGGAACACGCGUGUACAGCCCUCCAGAAUGGAUUCGCUAUCACAGAUACCAUGGGCGGUCAGCUACUGUAUGGUCCCUGGGUGUUUUGCUCUAUGACAUGGUCUGCGGGGACAUCCCUUUUGAGCAAGAUGAAGAGAUCUUGAGAGGACGCCUGUAUUUCAGGAGACGAAUUUCCCUGGAAUGCCAACAAUUGAUCAAAUGGUGCCUUUCUCUGAGGCCUUCAGACAGACCGACCCUUGAGCAAAUUUUUGACCACCCGUGGUUGCACAAAUCCGAAGUUGCGAAGUCGGAAGAUUGUGACAUAAGGUUACGGACCAUUGGCACAGACGUGUCUCGCACAAGUUCGAGCAACGAGAGCCUGUGAAAUAACGGAGGACCUUGUCAAGGGAGGGGAGCCACAAGGAGAGAAAAAGAGGGGGACAAAAAAAAGACCAGAGUGCUGCUGCUGCUGCCAAUAUGUAGAAGGGGGUGGGGGCGGGGGAGGGGGGAUGCAUUAAUUAUUCUGUACUUUGAAUCUUUGUCGGAGGGAAUUGAUUUUUUUUUAAAAAAAAUUUCCCCUUAUUGCUGGUUUCUGCUUCAGAAUGAAAUUUCCUUUGGAAACGCUAAUAUAUAGGAGUUGGCAGGCCAGUACUUAACCCAAAAGACUGACCUUAAUAUAAUUAUUAUUUUUUAUUAUUAUUUUUAUUAAGAAAAGCAGUGACCUCUUUAAAUAACAUGGUAAACCUUUUUGCUCUCAUAGAGCCUGGACUAAAUUUCAUUUGCUUUUUUGAGUGCCUUUUUGAAAGCUGCUUCAGUGGGACUUUCUUUUUUGAGCUGUGUGUGUCCAAAGAAGAUCCAGUACAUUAUAGAACCUGCCUUCCCUUCUCCAUUCUAGGUGCUGGGGAAGCAGCUCCCUAUGAUGCACUAGAAAAACAUGUCCAGUGACUGAAUGAAGUAGUCCCAUCAGCUGAUGAUGGAAUACUUGAACACAGACAUUUCAUCCUCUUCUUUCCCAGCCUUUCUCUCCUCCCUUCCGUCCCCAGACCCCAACAAAACAACCUCUGCUGAUCCACACAAUAUUUCCAUAGCCUGCACAGGUUAUCAGCUCUUUACCAGGAACAUUUACCCAUACUUCAUUUCAUCUCUACCACUGGGCACAAGAAAAAAGGCCCUUUCUCAGUUCCCCCAACCUCCAAGUCUUAAAAAAAAAAGUAUGAAUGGGCAUGUUAAAUGCACAAUCAAUGCAAUAUUCAAGGACUGUGUGCGUGUGGGUUUUUUCUUUCUUUUCCCAUUACCUGUAUAAUGUGUUUAUGUAAAAAAAUUCUCCCCCUGUACUAUACAAGUUUUAUUUAUUGUCUGGAGUUUAGAAAAACCUCUCACAGACAUCAGCUGUGGCUAUUUAUUUUAGCUAAUUUAUUUGUUUAGAAUUAUGCAACACUGCUUUUAUCUCUCUUCUGUUGUGGAGAUUUCUCUGGGAUCAGUCGACAAUUAUUUUUGCAUUCCUGUCUUUUCCUCUUUUGGGGGUAGGGGUGGGUUGUUGACAAAGAACUAUAUAAAGCCUGACCAUACCUGUUCUUUUUUUCCUUCAUUUUUGGUUGGAAGAUAGAAAAAAAAUGUUGUACAAAGUCUAAUUUAAGGGAAUUAGAAUGACUUUAAAAGUUAGUAUGCCUUUUUUGUCUGGUAUUAUUGACAUACCAGAACUGUAAAGUAAUGCUGUUUUUGAAGGGUUUUAAAUUAUUGACAUUGUACAGUCUUUGUGCAUCGGCUCUGGAAGGAAGAGUGGCAGAGUCAUAAACCUUAAUUUAUUUUAAUAGAUGUGUGUUCUGUAAUCUGGUUGCACUUAUGCAGCUUGGAUUUGGAUUUUUUUUUUCCUUCUGUUUAACAGUGUGAAAUGUAUGGAGAUCAUAUUUUUUUAUACAGGUAUUUCAAUUAAACUUUUUUGUAGAUAA
Messenger RNA from Thamnophis sirtalis, 3215 nucleotides. It is a transcript of the gene PIM3, whose product is annotated as Pim-3 proto-oncogene, serine/threonine kinase. NCBI's taxonomy places the organism in Eukaryota, Metazoa, Chordata, Lepidosauria, Squamata, Natricidae. Gene Ontology annotation, biological process: protein autophosphorylation; negative regulation of apoptotic process; regulation of mitotic cell cycle. Gene Ontology annotation, cellular component: cytoplasm. The record is from RefSeq and is a predicted model, not a curated record. Gene Ontology annotation, molecular function: protein serine/threonine kinase activity; ATP binding.